Molecule: messenger RNA, 704 nt
Organism: Cucurbita pepo subsp. pepo (vegetable marrow)
Lineage: Eukaryota; Viridiplantae; Streptophyta; Magnoliopsida; Cucurbitales; Cucurbitaceae
Source: RefSeq, a predicted model, not a curated record
AAAAGAAAAAACCGCGCAAGCCAGUGAAUUCUACGAACUGCAGUACUGCUUUGUCGUCGUUAGAGUGACAAUUUCUUCUUCUAGGGUUUUAGGAACCAAUCUCAGAAGCCUACCUCAACAUGGCUCCCGAUGCUUCAGACGCUCUCGCAGUGAGGCAGAUAGUUCAACAAUUUCUCAACGCCUCUCGUACGGGAAACAUUGAUCUCAUGAAGAAUUUGGCUGCUAGGCUUGAUGAUGGGAAGGGAUUGUCGGGAACUGUGGCUGACAUUAAGGAUGCUAAUAAGCGAGGAGCACUUCAUUUCGCGGCAAGAGAAGGAAAGACUGAGGUCUGCAAGUAUCUGCUAGAGGAAUUGAAGCUCGACGUUGAUACAAGAGAUGAAGAUGGUGAAACGCCACUUAUUCAUGCUGCUCGACAAGGACAUACUGAUACUGCAAGAUACCUUAUUGAGAGUGGUGCUAAUCCUGCAAUAGCAAGCGACUUAGGGGCCACAGCUCUUCAUCAUUCUGCAGGCAUUGGAAAUAUUGAGCUGCUAAAGUUUUUACUUUCAAGAGGUCCUGAUGUUAAUUCCCAGAGUGAUGCCGGCUCCCCUUUGAUUUGGGCUGCUGGUCAUGCCCAACAGGAAGCUGUAAAACUGCUCCUUGAGCACCACGCUAAUGUAUAUAAGCUCACAAUUUUAUCUCCAUUCUGAGAUUUCUUAUUCUUA